Emiliania huxleyi CCMP1516 is the source of this 2883-nucleotide messenger RNA. RefSeq lists its product as hypothetical. The transcript is spliced from 6 exons. The coding region runs from base 1 to 2883 and encodes 960 amino acids. Lineage: Eukaryota; Haptophyta; Isochrysidales; Noelaerhabdaceae. Gene Ontology annotation, molecular function: oxidoreductase activity. The record is from RefSeq and is a predicted model, not a curated record.
AUGUCGGUGCUCGGCGAGACGAACGCUGCUGACGGCGAGGAGACGGUCGCCGUGAUCGGAUCCGGCAUCAGCGGGCUCGCCUCCGCGUGGCUCCUCGCGCGGCAGGGCAAGCGUGUGACGCUCUUCGAGUCUGAGGAGACCCUCGGCGGCCAUGCGCUCACCGUCGAGACAAAGAUCGCGGGCCCGAUUGACCUCGGCUUCCAAGUGUGCAACCUGACCAACUACCCGCACCUGUUCGGCUUCUUCGACCAGCUCGGCAUCGACACCGUCGAGUCGGACAUGUCCUUCGCCCUCUCCACACCCACCUCUGAGUGGGGCUCUCGCGGCCUCGGCGCCAUCUUUGCCACGCCCGGCUCAGCCACCUCGCCCGCCCACUGGCGGAUGCUGCGGGACGUGCUCGCCUUUGGGCGGCAGGCGCCCGAGGUGCUCCGCAGCCCGGAGGCGUGGGAGGGCGUCACCCUCGGCAAGUACCUCGCCCGCCGCCGCUACUCGUCCGAGUUUGUGCAGCGCUACGUUGUGCCGAUGACUGCGGCCGUCUGGUCGUGCUCGGACGCGCAGGCGCUCGAGUUCCCCGUCGUGCCGCUCAUCCGCUUCUGGUCGAACCACCACCUCCUCUCCAUCCUCGAGCGGCCGGUGUGGCGCGUCGUCGAGGGCCGCUCGCGUGCGUACGUCGCGGCGGCGGCGGCGGCCAUCAAGGACGUGCGCACCGGCUCUCGCGUGGAGGAGGUGCGGCGGGUGGCGGCGGGCGAGGGCGGCGGCGUCGCGGUGCGCGUGGCGGGGGAGGCGCGCGAGUGCCGCUUCGACGCGGUGGUGCUGGCGACGCACUCGGACGUCUCGCUCUCCCUGCUGGGCGACGGCGCGAGCGCGGCAGAGAGGGCGGUGCUCGGCGCCAUCCGCUACAGCUCCAACGAGGUGUACGUGCACACGGACGCGUCGCUGAUGCCUCGCGCGCGCGCGACGUGGGCGUCGUGGAACUGCAUCAAGACGGAGCGGCCGGACGAGGCGACCGCCGCCGUCUGCGUCUCGUACUGGGUCAACCUGCUGCAGAACCUGCCCGCCGGCACGCCGGACCUCUUCGUGACCCUCAACCCGCCCUCGCCGCCCGACGCGGCGAAGACGGUCCGGCGGGUGCAGCUCGCGCACCCGCUCUUUGACGGCGCGGCGGUGGCGGCGCAGGCGCGGGUGGGCGGCCUGCAGGGCUCUGGCGGCGUCUACUUUUGCGGCGCGUGGUGCGGGUACGGCUUCCACGAGGACGGGAUCGCCUCGGCCGUCCGCGCCGUCGAGGCGCUCUGCGGCGGCGGGCCGGUCGUGCCGUGGGAGCCCUUCUCGUGCGACGCGAAGGUGGGCCUCGUCCCGCGCGCCUGCCUCAGCCUCUUCCUCCGCUUCGGCGACGCGAUGCUCUCGCGCGGCGGCGCCAUCCGCCUCAUCCUGCCGACCGGGGCCGACUGCUGGCUCGGCGACCGCGCCGCGCCGGCCGAGCAGACGGCGGUCGUGCGCGUGCGGCGCGCCUCCCUCUUCCAAAAGGUGGUUUGCAAGUCGGACAUCGGGCUCGGCGAGGCGUACAUGGACGGCGAUUACGCCGGGGACGUCUUCAAGCUGCUGCUGCUCCUCUCGCGCUCGAACUCGGGCAGCCCGUCGCAGCUGCGCCAGGCGACGGCCGGCGCCCUCGGCUGGGCCGGCGGCGCGCUCCACUCGCUCUUCGAGCGCCUCGAGCGCGACGCGCACUAUGCAAACUCAAACACAGAGGAGGGGUCGGCACGAAACAUCUCGUACCACUACGACGCGGGCAACGACUUUUACAAGCUCAUCCUCGACGAGACGAUGCUGUACUCGUCCGCCGUCUUCACGGCCGAGCGCGCCGCCGCGCUGGCGGCCCUCGACGCGGCCGGCAAGGAGGCCAGCCUCGAGGAGGCGCAGUACGAGAAGAUCGACGCGAUGAUCCGCGCCGCCCAGCUGCGGCCUGGCGAGCACGUGCUCGAGAUCGGGUGCGGCUGGGGCGCCUGCGGCGUGCGGAUGGCGCAGGUGGCGGGCGUGCGCGUGACGGGCAUCACCAUCUCGCGCGAGCAGCUCGCCGAGGCUCGCAAGCGCGCGCGCGAGGCGAACGUGGAGCACCUCGUCACCUUCGAGUUUUGCGACUACCGGAACGUGCGCGGCCAGUUCGACAAGGUAGUCUCGAUCGAGAUGAUCGAGGCGGUGGGGCACGAGCACCUGCCAACCUUCUUCGCCGCCGUCUCGCGCGCCCUCAAGCCGGGCGGGCUCGCCGCCAUCCAAGUCAUCACCAUGCCCGACGAGCGGUACGAGGCGUACUGCAACUCGCACUCCGACUUCAUCCGCACCCACAUCUUCCCGGGCGGCCACCUCCCGUCGAUGGGAGCGAUGACCGCCAUCUCCUCCCGCCUCGGCCUCGAGCUGCACGGCGCAGCCGACGUCGGCGACGACUACGCAAUCACGCUCCGCCUCUGGCGCGAGCGGCUCACCGCCCGCGCGCGGCAGAUCGAGGCGCUCGGCUACCCGCGCCGCUUCAUCCGCAUGUACGAGUUCUACUUCGCCUACUGCGAGGCCGGGUUCGCCAACCAGCUCAUCCACGACUACCAGCUCACCUUCCGCAAAUCGCCGCUCCCGCGGCCGCUCCCGCCGCCGACGGACGCGGCGCCGACGCCGGUCGACCCGCUCACGGCGACGCUGCUCUUGGUGUGGGGCGGCCUCACCGCCGCGCUCGUCGCCUCCAAGCCGCACAUGGCCAUCGUCCCCGCGGCGCUCGUCGCCGAGCGCACCGCGGUCACGUGGGCCGCGCUCCUCUCGUUGAGCGUGAUGGUGAUGCACGACAGCACCGUCCUGCUCUCCGAGGGCCUGACCGCUGGCAACCACCGCAAGUCGAGCUGA